UUGAGAAAACGAUAGUGGAGUACCAGGAGGAGAAUGAUCGGCUACGGAGACUGCUGUGGAUCACGCCAGAAAUAAAACAACGUAGAAUAGAGGCUGUACCAAAGAUGCUGGGAGAGGAUGUACCAAAGAGGCUGGGAGAGGCUGUGCCAAAGAAGCUGGGAGAGGCUGUACCAAAGAGGCUGGGAGAGGCUGUACCAAAGAGGCUGGGAGAGGCUGUGCCAAAGAAGCUGGGAGAGGCUGUGCCAAAGAAGCUGGGAGAGGCUGUACCAAAGAGGCUGGGAGAGGCUGUACCAAAGAGGCUGGGAGAGGCUGUACCAAAGAGGCUGGGAGAGGCUGUACCAAAGAGGCUGGGAGAGGCUGUACCAAAGAGGCUGGGAGAGACUGUACCAAAGAGGCUGGGAGAGGCUGUACCAAAGAGGCUGGGAGAGGCUGUACCAAAGAGGCUGGGAGAGGCUGUACCAAAGAGGCUGGGAGAGGCUGUACCAAAGAGGCUGGGAGAGGCUGUACCAAAGAGGCUGGGAGAGGCUGUACCAAAGAGGCUGGGAGAGGCUGUACCAAAGAGGCUGGGAGAGGCUGUACCAAAGAGGCUGGGAGAGACUGUACCAAAGAGGCUGGGAGAGACUGUACCAAAGAGGCUGGGAGAGGCUGUACCAAAUAGCCUGGGAGAGGCUGUACCAAAGAGACUCCCUGCAGCUCUCUCUCGCUGUCUCUGAAGAGGAGGUUCUCCCUGAGCAGCAGCACUGUGAGCCGGAAUGGAGCCCCAGUCUGGGGCAGGAGGACCCCGAGCCCACACAGAUUAAAGAGGAACAGGAGGAAGUCAGGACCAGUCAGAAGGAAGAGCAGCUUCAAGGGCUGGAGGCUGAUAUCAUAGAGUUCCAAUUCACUCCUUCCUGUGUGAAAAGUGAAUGUGAUCAGGAGGACCCACUUUGGUCCUUGACUCUUCCCCAAACCCAGACUGUGGAAAACAAAGAGUGUGACUCUAUACCAGUGGAUCUCAAACCUUUUGGCACUGUGACUCACCUAAAGAGUCUCGCCAUUCCCCGUAACCCUCCAGAUAAUGAUAACAAUGCCUCCAGCCACAGCUCAGCCAUAAGCAGAGACCCAGUAGCACUUGACAGCAGCCCACAAUUGGAUUCCAGCCCACCAUUGGAUCCCCACACACCACUAGAGAAACUUUCUUCCAAACCCAGCAUCACGUCUAGAAAAACUCACCGCUGCUGUGACUGUGGUGAAAUGUUUGCUCCAAAAGCUGACCUGCUGAGUCACGUAACUCUAAACAAGAAGAGACCCAGGGAAUGCUGCUUCUGCCAAACCUGUACACUGAAGGCCCAUGUCCGACUCUGUCACAUGGAGAAACCCUGCACCUGCCCUGAUUGUGGCAAGUCAUUCAAAUACAAAGGAGAUCUGUCCAGGCACAUGAGGAUUCACACAGGAGAGAGAUAUUUUAGCUGUGGUGACUGUGGGAAAAGUUUCAGUCUCAAGGGGAACCUAAUGAAGCAUAAACUGACUCACACAGGAGCAAAACCUUUUAGCUGUGGUGACUGUGGGAAGAGCUUCAAUCGGAAGGAGAACCUAACCAUGCAUAUACGUACUCACACAGGAGAGAAGCCAUUUAGCUGUGUCGACUGUGGGAAAAGCUUCAGUCUCAAGGGGAACCUAAUGAAGCAUAAACUGACUCACACGGGAGCAAAACCAUUUAGCUGUGGUGACUGUGGGAAGAGCUUCUCUGUCAAGGGGAACCUAACCACGCACAAGCUGACUCACACAGGGGAAAAACCAUUUAGCUGUGGUGACUGUGGGAAGAGCUUCAAUCGCAAGAAAACCCUAACCAUGCAUACGUAUUCACACAGGGGAGAAACUAUUUAGCUGUGGUGACUGAGAAAAGCUUCAGUCGGAAAGGGGACCGAGAGGGGCUCAUACUGACUCAAACAAGAAAUAAACACUUUUAAUGUGGUGACUGCAGGAAAGAUUUAAUGUCAAGGGGAAUCUAACCACUCAUAAACUGACAAAAAGGAGU
Molecule: messenger RNA, 2017 nt
Organism: Oncorhynchus nerka (sockeye salmon)
Lineage: Eukaryota; Metazoa; Chordata; Actinopteri; Salmoniformes; Salmonidae
Product: gastrula zinc finger protein XlCGF57.1-like
Exons: 3
Coding region: 118-1866 (582 amino acids)
Biological process (GO): regulation of transcription by RNA polymerase II
Cellular component (GO): PcG protein complex; transcription regulator complex; chromatin
Molecular function (GO): RNA polymerase II cis-regulatory region sequence-specific DNA binding; DNA-binding transcription factor activity, RNA polymerase II-specific
Source: RefSeq, a predicted model, not a curated record